AUGUAUGUACGGUCAUAUAUAGGAAUAGUAACCAGAAAUUUCUUUAUUUCAAUAGUUAAAAUAUGAUCAGGGUAUCUUGAACGUGUAUUUCCGUAAGCAACAUUCUUAAUUAUUUUUUCUUCGUUAUGGUUCGAGAGCGAAAGGGGAUGGCUCGCAUUAGUAUUCUUUCUCGACUUCUUCGAGAUGGUGUGAAUUGUAAACGUGUUCAUUUCGAAUAACUUUGAAUAAUUGUCGAUUCUCUGAACUCUACGAGCUUACGUAUACUAUAUGAUCAGAUGAUCUGGCAUAGUGUGUGAAAGUGGAAUGAGGAGUUUAUGGUGCACCUCGUGCCCGGUCUGUCAACGCCGAUUUCAUUUGUUCGUAACAAACAAAUUCGGUUUAAUUUAGGCAUUGAUAUGGCCAGUGGUUUGAAACCCGAAUGUUCCUUUCUAUCGUGGUAUCCACAAUUUCGGAAACAUUCUUUGGAAGCUACGAUUCUUCAUAUUCCUAACGAAGUAGUAAAGUAUUUGCAACACGAUGCGUUUAUAUUACCCUUCGAAGCAAGAACCCAUGGAUUAGAAAGCGCAAAAUGGACAGAUGGUUCCCCGGUAGUGGACGAAGAGCCUCAGCUUGAACUUGAACCAAUGUUUCAAGGAUUCAGUCGAAAGAUACAAGACAUUAUAGACGAUUACGGUGCAGUUUUUAUUAAAUGCAAUUGGAGUUCACCUUCGGAUGCAACCUGGGUCGUGCCUACAAAAACACUCAAAUGUAAAACAUUGGAAGACAUAUAUUUAUUACUAAAGAGUUCGGAUAGAAUUAUGGAUGAUUUGAACAAUGUUAGAAAUUAUGAGAAUCGUGGAAUUCCUUUAAAAGCUUGUCUUGUAUUGAAGAAAUGGCAGGAUAUCAAUCCCUGUACAGAAUUUCGAUGCUUUGUCAUUGAAAAUGAACUUACAGCGAUCAGUCAACGAGAUAUAUCGCAGUACCACAGCUACAACGAAUCGGAGAAAUAUAAUAUACAAACAGAUAUCGAAAGCUUGUUUAUGGAACGUAUUAAAGACAGGUUUCUAUUGAACAAUUAUUCGUUUGAUGUUGUACGCAACAAGAAAAAUGAAACAAUGAUAGUUGAUUUUGGUACUUUGGAUGAAUCUGCUACCGAUGGAACCCUUUUCACGUACGAGGAAUUACAAAAUAAAAUAAACGACACGCCGGAAUUUCGAUUCAUCGGCGAGGAGAUCGGUAUACAACCGAAAUCUUCAAAUUAUUGUUGCAUUCCGCAAGAAAUAAGCGAAUUCUUUCAAUGGAACAAAAGUUCCGCGUUUCUCGAUAUCAUUCAACGAAAAGUGGAAAGUCAACAAAAAGAAGGUGAAAGCACAGACGCUGAUGCUUUGGAUAAUGUUUGAAAAAAUUAACUUCGACGAAAGACAUAAGUGCAUUUGUACACACGGAUCAAACUGUUCUUAAUACGAUGCUUUAAUUCGUUACUGACAUUUAGAAUUUGGACAAAAAUUUUCUUACCUU
Messenger RNA from Colletes gigas, 1497 nucleotides. RefSeq names its product cell division cycle protein 123 homolog. NCBI's taxonomy places the organism in Eukaryota, Metazoa, Arthropoda, Insecta, Hymenoptera, Colletidae. The transcript is spliced from 6 exons. Gene Ontology annotation, cellular component: cytoplasm. The record is from RefSeq and is a predicted model, not a curated record. The coding region runs from base 315 to 1379 and encodes 354 amino acids.